Serpula lacrymans var. lacrymans S7.9 is the source of this 1287-nucleotide messenger RNA. RefSeq lists its product as uncharacterized. The transcript is spliced from 3 exons. Lineage: Eukaryota; Fungi; Basidiomycota; Agaricomycetes; Boletales; Serpulaceae. The record is from RefSeq and is a predicted model, not a curated record. The coding region runs from base 1 to 1287 and encodes 428 amino acids.
AUGCAAUGUGUAGCCAGUGGCGACGCGAAAAUUUGCCAAAAUGCCGAAACGCGGAAAGUACCGGAUGGAAAAGCAAAGAUCCUCCACCCCUACAUCCUCUCCCACCUCCCUCCCUCCCCCUCCUCCUCUCCCUCUUCCCCAUCGUCGUCCCUCCACCCCUUCUCCCCCCACACCCUCCCCACCGUCGGCUCCUGCGACUCCCUCCGUCUCCAAAAGCCCAAGCCGGCCAUUCCGGACUUUUUCGAACAUCAAAUACAACCGAUCACCAGCUGCCUCGUCCCCCACGACGAUGACAGCGCAGAGGUUGAGCAUCUAGGAUGGGGCGGGCGAGGUGCAGGUAGGAAGCGGGGCGAGAUCAGUGCAGAGUACGAGACCCUCUGGGCGUGUUGCGGCAAGACCGUCGAGGGCAAUGGCAAUAUGGGCCCCCCAGAUGGCUGGUGUUACGAGGGCAAACACACCACAGACCCAAAACGUGCACGCUUCCGUGUAGACUCUACCAUCCACCACGACAAGCUCGUCUCCUGCCUCAAACUUAACUGCCACGGCAUCCGCUCCCACUUCCCCACCACCAAACCCUCCACACGCAAACGGGCCUCUCGCAAGGUGUCAAACUUGCACGAAUGUCAUACGGCAAGCGAAGAGGAGGAGGGGACUGAGGGCCCGGAGAAUAGCGGGGUUGAGGAGAUUGUGGAGAGGGAACAACGAGGGGGGUCGGACACACGCGGACACGGACGUGGAGAGGCAGGGGCAGACACAGACGUGGAGAGUGUCAAAUCGAUGUCCAAAAGUGUCCCCAGCACGCGCGGCAGACCUCCCAAACGCACCCUCAGCACCACCCUCCACAAGCCCUCUCCCUCCAACCCCGCGCCUACCUCAAAAUCGAAGCCUAUCCGAAAACAGACGUUGAGGUCGAAGGUCCAGGAUACGCCCAGUGGAAAGACAGGUGCGGGUGCGAGGAAGGGGGCAGUGAGCGAUACAGACCAAAGCACCAUGGACGUCAAUGUCAAUCGCACCUCCCCCUCCCGAGCCCGCACCGCCCCCCGCUCCCGCGCGCGUCCAUCCUCAAAGAGGCCGGCCAAGAAACCCACUGUCGAUGCAAAUGCAGAUAAUCACAAAGGCGCACACUCCCACUCCAAGAACGUCAAGUCCCCGCCGCGCAGGGCCCACCCCAGGAUGCGUUCCCGCUCGAGGCUAGGCAUGCGUCAUAGUGGUGGCCUUGUCGGGUCUGCUGCCAGCAGCAGCGAGGAGGCGGAGCAGCUGAAGAAGCGGUGCAAGGUUGCGGCGUGA